This is a messenger RNA of Pestalotiopsis fici W106-1, 846 nucleotides long. RefSeq lists its product as uncharacterized. The transcript is spliced from 4 exons. Lineage: Eukaryota; Fungi; Ascomycota; Sordariomycetes; Amphisphaeriales; Sporocadaceae. Bases 1 to 846 code for a protein of 281 amino acids. The record is from RefSeq and is a predicted model, not a curated record.
AUGGUUCCAGCAGAAGUCGACGAGGCCAAGUGCAGACACUAUGCCCAAUUCAUGUACAGACUCGACCGGAUACAUUUCGAUGCCUUGUAUUGGUCUCUUUUCUUUGUCGUGAUUGGAAUAUUGUUUGUAGCGUCAUGGAUAUACCAAUCCGUCAUGAAAUAUGCAGACAACCCAAACCAGGAUAAAGCCGAAUUUCGAAGAAAGCUCAAAAUUGCCAUGGUCUACACAACAAUAUUAUUCCUUGUGGCAGGUGUGGCAGUGGUAAUGGAAGUCUUUAGCCUUUUGGCCUUGCAGUUCUGCGACGGAGAGGAUCUCAUGAGUUUAUACUGGUCUACAUGGACUAUGCUUCAACUUGGAGCCGAGAUUGCCAUACUCGGAGUCGACUUGGCUUUGUACCAUGCACUUUUCGACAUCAAGCAUCCGAAAUGGGCCCUUGCUCUCGGUACCCCAGUCUUGGUGGUCGCUGGGUUCGGUCAUGUCAUACCCAUCCUGUUCCGCAAGGCCGCCCGCAAACUCAAGAGAAAGCACGAGGAGACACGCAUGUCUCGCAGGAACUCGAAAGACCUGAUGACCGAGAAGACCAACACCUCCUCGGCUGCUAGUAUCAAGCCAGAGGUUGAAGAGCGCUCUCGGGCCAACAGUACCGCCAAUGGCCUGAUGGGACAAGCACUGGCGCCUCCACUCAUCACCUUUGAGAUUGAUGUCGGAGGCAACGACGAUGUCAUUCGAAAGUGGCCCAGUUUCCUGCGCUUGGAAAACGGCAAGGCACUUAUCCAAGCCUCUAUUCGGCAAGACAGUUUCGACCUCGAGGCACAGCGACCAGGUCCCAGCGGCAGGACCCGAUGA